Molecule: messenger RNA, 1262 nt
Organism: Achroia grisella
Lineage: Eukaryota; Metazoa; Arthropoda; Insecta; Lepidoptera; Pyralidae
Product: homeobox protein ceh-19-like
Exons: 3
Coding region: 21-1055 (344 amino acids)
Biological process (GO): regulation of DNA-templated transcription
Molecular function (GO): DNA-binding transcription factor activity, RNA polymerase II-specific; DNA binding
Source: RefSeq, a predicted model, not a curated record
CCGCGCGAUCCGCCCGCACCAUGUCGGUGCGUAUAGAUCACCGAGAUCGAGACCGAUUCUCGAGACAUUCUUCCCGCGCUUCCGUCGACUUGGCUUUCCCGAGCAGUUCCACACGAGAACAUUCAUUUCGCUCGGUGCACUCAGCCCGCGUACCGCGAGUUUCUAGCGAUGAUUUGAUGGUACCAGUGCGCACACUGCGAUCGGCCUCAUGUCGCGUAGCACCCGGUGCACCCCAUCGCCUGCGCCGACAUCACUCUUCCGCAGCAGAAUGCGAGCGCGCGCGCCGCUCUCGUCGCCAUACACUCGAAUUACCCAACAGCCGGGGACCGAGUGUUCGCAGUCGCUCUCCUGAGCCAGCUCCACCGCUGCCCGAGCCCGAAAUCCCGCCAGAAGAUGCUGGGAAGGAAGCGAGAAGACGACGUGUCGUAGCUGCCGUCGCCGCUUCCUUCUUCGCGCUGGCGUUAGCGUCGGUCCUCGUGGUGGUGGUGACACUCACCCACAGCUCUGUGCUGCGUGCACACAACCAAACGGCCAAGUACUACACGUUCUCCGUGCCGCCGCACCAUCCUCUCAUGUCAUCAACGUCUACUUGCGCGGAGUUUGGCACGCUCAACGAGGCGGGUCUACUUGCUGGUCAUGCGUAUGCGCAAUGGUUGGCCUCACAUCAACCCUCCACAUUCUAUGAUGACAAAAGUAAUAGAAGACCACGACGUGUGGGUCCAGAACGAAAACCUCGACAAGCUUACAGUGCAAAGCAACUUGAAAGGCUAGAGGCUGAAUUUAAACUGGAUAAAUAUCUUAGUGUCUCAAAACGGAUGGAAUUAUCUAAAGCGCUGGGAUUAACAGAAGUUCAGAUUAAGACAUGGUUUCAAAAUCGAAGAACGAAAUGGAAGAAACAGCUCACGUCGCGUUUGAAGAUAGCACAACGGCAAGGAUUAUUCCCUGGACAAAUCUUCGGACACGCCCCGCAAGCCUAUUCUCUUUUAAAUCCGUAUACUUACGCACCACUUAGUUGCGUUUUUACACCCGUGACUUUACCAUCGACACCACCUUGAGUUUAAAUCUUUUUAUAAGUUCCAUAUCCAAAAUCUACAAUUAUCAUUUGUUUUAAAUUACAAAAUAAAAUUGUAACUAUUCCAUAUUCAAAUCUAUUAGAAAGUUCGGUCAUAAAAAUCCUUCUAAUAGGUAGGUAUCUAAUGUUACGUACAAAUGAAUUUAGUGAUCUAAUAUUUAAAGUAAAGUUAUAAAGGUAGAGUUAGAGA